Molecule: messenger RNA, 513 nt
Organism: Camelina sativa (false flax)
Lineage: Eukaryota; Viridiplantae; Streptophyta; Magnoliopsida; Brassicales; Brassicaceae
Product: S-protein homolog 25
Source: RefSeq, a predicted model, not a curated record
UAUCUUAGAUCUAAGAAAAAAUGAAUCAUCUCAUAGCUUUUGCGUUAGUUAUUACAAUGCAUUUUUCUUUGAAUGAAGCUUGCAAACCAAAUUUUGUAGAAAUUCAUAACCAACUCGCUCCUGGUAGAGUUCUUAAGCAUCAUUGUAGGGGUAGUAUUAACGAACAAGAUAAAGGCGUCAAAUAUUUAAAAUUCAAUGAGACUUUCGUCAUUGAGUUUUCGGAUGUUUCCAGCAGACGUGAAAGGACAGUGUGGACUUGUCUCUUAUCGCAAGGGGAUAAAAUGGAGUUUUUCUUUGAUGUUCAAGUAUACAGAGCAGCUUCUAUUGAACGAUGUGGUCAGUACCGCUCAUGGACAGCCAAAUCUGAUGGAAUUUGGACCAGAAGAGACCGUACAAAACCGUCGGGGCAUGUACUUAACUGGAAAAAGAAAUAAGUUUGUGUUUUUUAUUUGUUUCACAUCUUUUAAAAUUAUGCUAACUUGAUGUUUGAUUGUAUGGCAAAGUAUUGUAAUA